GUUCGCGUCAUAUGGCAAGAAUACUACAGACAGUGACCGGCAGAACAACGAGCUUUGUAAGAGACUCGAAUCACUUCAUUCAUUUGCUGGAGAACGUCAAAAUCCGAAACGACGAGAUAAUGGUGAGUUUCGACGUAGCGUCUCUUUUUACGAAUGUACCAGUAGCGGAAACUAUAAAUAUAAUAAAACAACAUCUUAUAACACACAAUAUACCUACUGAUUACAUGAGUUUAAUAGAGUUCUGCCUUACGAGUGGCUAUUUCCGUUGGCGAGGGCAUUUUUACCUGCAAAUGGAUGGAGUGGCGAUGGGUUCGCCAAUAGCGCCAGUUGCAGCUAAUAUAUUUAUGGAAUACUUCGAGGAGGAGGCGUUAAAGAAUGCACCAUCUAAACCUAGAUUCUGGUGGAGAUACGUAGACGACGUGUUCGCUAUAGUUCCCAGACAGGCCGUCAGUCAACUACUAGACCACUUGAACGGCGUACAUCCAAAAAUCCAUUUUACUACGGAGGAGGAAAAUGACGGAACUCUCCCAUUUUUGGACGUACUAGUGAAGCGGGAACCUAGUGGUAAGCUGGUCCAUACCGUAUAUAGAAAGCCCACACACACGGACCAGUACUUGAGGGCGGACUCUCAUCACCAUCCAUCUCAUCUGUCGUCGGUGCCGCGCACGCUUAUAAAUCGUGCCCUACGGUUAUGCGACACUCAAUUCCUCCAUACUGAAUUGACGCACGUACGGCAAGUAUUAGAGUGCAAUGGAUACAACUGGCGACAGAGUUACCGAGUAGCGAACACGACCAGCAAACAACGGCCUCAGGUUGCAGAGCGUGUCCCGGUCUAUCUACCAUUUAUGCGAGGGGUUACGGACAGAAUUGGACACCUGCUACGCCGUAGAUUUGGCAUCAGGACAAUUUUCCGCCCCAUGACACAGAUCAAACAACUUCUACGAUCUCCAAAGGACCGGGACCCACUAGAUAGUCCUGGCGUCUACGAAAUUCCAUGCGAAUGCGGCAAAAGUUACGUCGGCGAAACGGGGCGCAACAUAAAGUCGAGACUCUCUGAGCAUAUCCGCAGUAUGCGUAAAUUAGACGGCAACACCUCAGCAGUGGCGGAGCAUGCCCUUAACUUCGGAACCUCGCACUAUAUUAGGUUCGACAAAGUUAAAGUGUUGGCCCGUGAGAGGAACUUCGUGUCUCGAAAGCUUCGUGAAGCGAUUGAGAUAGGUCGGCGACCUAAUUUCAACAGAGACAAGGGGUGAACUCUUCCGCCUACAUGGGAACCCGUCUUAAUGAACGCGGCGCGAUACAACAUCGGCAGUGCUGACGACGAUAUCGUGGACAUAGUCAGUACGUUUUGUGCCCCCGGAAACUUCAACAACAACACCACCGACGCUUUGGUAUCAACAUCGUCGACGACGCCGGCGCAACCCGCGCCCCCCGCCCCCUCAAGACGCGCCCUAAGAGCGCAGGCGCGCAGUGAGCGACGGGCCGCGUCCGCGAAAUAAUACCAGUGCCACUCAUCCUGAUGAAGGGCCCCCGAUGGGCUCGA
Messenger RNA from Papilio xuthus (Asian swallowtail), 1543 nucleotides. RefSeq lists its product as uncharacterized. The transcript has 2 exons. NCBI's taxonomy places the organism in Eukaryota, Metazoa, Arthropoda, Insecta, Lepidoptera, Papilionidae. The record is from RefSeq and is a predicted model, not a curated record. The coding region runs from base 12 to 1253 and encodes 413 amino acids.